Messenger RNA from Dufourea novaeangliae, 1017 nucleotides. RefSeq lists its product as uncharacterized. The transcript has 4 exons. The record is from RefSeq and is a predicted model, not a curated record. Bases 189 to 770 code for a protein of 193 amino acids. Gene Ontology annotation, biological process: positive regulation of voltage-gated potassium channel activity; sleep; regulation of synaptic transmission, cholinergic. Lineage: Eukaryota; Metazoa; Arthropoda; Insecta; Hymenoptera; Halictidae.
UCAGUUUAGUCAGUCGCAUUCGCGCGUCGUUGUGACACUGGUUUCUGUCAUUGUGAACGCGUGCUAAGGUUAUCAUCGUGCACUGUUAUGGUUAAAAGUGUUCCUUAAAAAUUAUUAUAUUUGAACACCCGUGGUAUUAUACGAACAACGGUCUAGCCUGUGAUCUGUGAGGAAAAGGAUCGUUCGAAAUGGGCGCCAACAACGGCACGAGGUGCUUAGCACUUUUCGCGGCAUUAUUUCUUUUCGUCGAAAGUGGCUACAGUCUACGAUGCUAUCAGUGCAGCAGCACAAACAACACGCAUCCAUUCCAAUGCAACGAAUUUCUUACGAGCGACGUCGAUAUCGGCCCCGAGUCGUGUGACGCUGUUUUCGGGGCCCAGUACUGUGUGAAACAUACUGGCCGAUUUGAGGCCACAAGUCUGGAUUGCUAUCAAUGUACAUCGGAAGGGGAACUGGUCUGCGGAGACGACAAAUUGGUUCUAAGUACCUUGCAACCAUCGAACUGCAGUCACGUUUACGAUGCACGUUAUUGCAUCAAAUCAGUCGGACGAUAUGGAGGUGGAAUAGGUACAAAACGAUUCUGUUCAGCUGUGGAUCUGGGGAACUAUUGCGAUUACGUGAAUCAACAGGGAGAUAAAUUAACUUACCGUACCUGCAUCUUCACCUGUUCUGGCGAUGGUUGCAAUCCAGCGACCACUUUCAAACCAACUACCGCGUGGAUGAUACCGAUCGGGGUACUGUUAGCUCAUAAGUUUUUCCUCCAGAGGUAGACACUUUCGCGUAACAAUUUCAUACCUCCCGCGAAAUUUCAAAGGUAAUGUUUACCCCCCUUCACCGUUACACAACAAAUUAUUGCAAAUUGUCCCUACUAUCGGAAAACUAACACGUUGACAGUGUAUUGUAUUCUUGAUAUCGAAAAACUUAAACAAAUCUGUUGUUUCAUUAUGAUAUUACUGGAGUGAAAAUUUGGACAGUCAAUGUGUUGAUCAGAAAUGAAUUUUUGAAGUAGUGUUAAUC